UUAGUUGAGAUUUAAGUUAAAAUACAAGUAAACUUAGGCCUAAUCAUUUUUGAAAGUCAUUUUGUGAAUAAGUGAAUUCUCUCAAAUUCUUAAACAUAUCUUUAUUGCCAAACCCAAUUUAACAUAGCCUAUUGCAUGGCAUCUGUCCUAAAUAGUCUUUUUAACACAUUCUCACCCACAGUAAAAAUUGUACCUAAUGUAUGACAAACAAUUUAAAUAUAUUUGUCUCUCUGUUCUCAAAACUCUUCAGGGAGUUUUUUUUUUUACUUUACUCCGGAUUGAGAGGGCAGGCUUAAGGCUGCUCGGCAUUUGUUUUAAGCCAACCUGUACAGUUCUCAGCCCUGUGUAGGACAUGAUGAGUUGCAUGGAGCCUCUCAGUGCAGAGCCGCAUGCAGAGGAAGAGCCUGCCCACCAUGCUCGACGGCCAAUGAAUGCCUUCCUUAUAUUCUGCAAGCGGCACCGUGCCGUCGUGCGACAGAAGUAUCCACACUUAGAGAACCGGUCCGUCACCAAGAUACUAGGGGAGUGGUGGGCAAACAUCGAACCCACUGAGAAGGCUUCGUAUACAGAGCUCGCUAAACAGUACAAAGAAGCAUUUCUUAAGGCGAAUCCGGAUUUCAAGUGGUACAAAUUACCGGCUCCACCUCUUCGCACAUUGAUGACUCGGCCGACCAAUCAGAAGCUGCCGAAGUUGAGUUGCGAGCUUUCUUGUGGCCCUAUCACUCCUGGUAAACUUGCAGAUGAGAGCGAAAUGGGAGGUUUGUGCAGUUUGUUGUCAGGAUCAGCUGUUUCAAGUCAUCCCCUCUCCCCUCCCCCACAACAUUGUGUUCCAAAACCUCCCAAGAAACGCUACUUGGAGGAAAACUACUUGGAUACUGGACAGAAGUACGAAGGCUACCAACAGUUAUCACUUUACGAAGACCCUAAGUCAAGCAACUCGAUAGACGAAUAUAAUCUUCACUCAGAUGAAGUCAAUCGCAUCUGGAACGUUAGGUUUAACAAUGUCGAGGAAUCUGUUACUUUGGACACAAUUGGACAAGGCUUUGAGAGCUCAACUUGCUCUACUUUGUCUGACGUCAGUUGUGACUCAGUGACUCAGGAGUCCUCGGAAGUCAUUACCGAUACCAAAGAGACCUCAGCGACCAAGUCACCUAGUGACGUUCUGUCAAAAUCCGACCAAAGACUUGAAAACUGGAGAAAUGCAAUGGUUAGAACAUCCCAACAGCAAAUCAUAGAUUGUGUUGUCGAUCAAAUGUGCUUCACCGAUGCCAAAAUCGGACCUGACUGGGAAAAAAAAGAUUUGACGUUCAAUUUCGAACCUUUAAACAACAAUGUUUACGAAUCUUUCAGUCAAAAUCAGUCAGAAUGCUGUAAUCCCUCAGGUACGAGUAGUUUAAACUUGAAGUCUAGUCAGGAAGAGAGUUUCACAGUGUUUUCAAACCAAACCGAUACAAACGUUGAUGAUAACAGUACGCUCGCCGAGAGUGAGUUUAUUAUUGUAAAUAACCAAGAGUGUGUGAACAUUGUUACCGAAGAGGGAGUCGACUUAAACAGUAAUAUUCCGCAAAAUGCGAUACUUCUCGAGGUGAAGACUGAUUCGGUUACUGGAAAUUUAGUGUCUGGAUUCAGAACUGACGAAUAUGAGUUCCAAGUGAUAGAGAACAGUGAACAAGACACCAGUGAAGUGGAUGCCGCGGCUGAGGUUGAAACCAUAGAAGUAUUUCAGACAAGUGAUCUGAAUCAACAUGUUGAAAAGUGUUCAGAAUCAGUCAAAGAACCUGAGUUCCAGGAGCCGAAUGAGGUGGAUUCAAAUGCCAAGCCAGUCCGAGCUUGUAAAGGCGUCAGAUAUCGGGAGUUCAUGUCCUCCAGUCAACUCGGAAAGAGACGAGCUCGGCAGAAACAAAGAAUGUUUGGUUACCACUACUUGACCCAGAAAAGACCACAUACGUACAACUUUAAGCAGGCAUUGUCUUCUCCAGCCCACAACAAUUUUACAGAAGAUAUCAGUUCAAUGGAAGAAGGAUCUAGUCAAAAGCUUGCUGAAAGUGGCCUCAGUCCAAAAAAUAAACAAAAGAAGAACUUUUAUCAGCUUUUCAAUACAUCGAUGGACAAAGACCAAGCUGAUAGUGAUGAUGUAGACAGUCAGAGGAAGCAUUUCAAACCAAACGAUUUCAACCUCGAAGAGCGGAUAGAAGCACUUCCACCAUUGAGUUUGGAAGAUUUUCAGCUGAAGAAACGAUCGAGGAAAAAAAGGAAUUCGUCGAGCAGUCCGGUGAACUUUUGCAGAUCUCUGGAGGACAAUGGUGAACAUACAAAUUUUGGACAGUACUCAAGAGGCUCGACUGAACCGAGUUUUAAGAAAGAUACCCAUUGUUCUCCUUCCCAAGUGGGAAAGACUGAAUCCGAGGGUUCGGAUGGAACGAUAUUGCUAAGUGAAAAUCCACCGCAGUCCUCUCACCAGAGCGUCAGACCUCUGAAUAUUUCAUCAAGAGUUUGCGAGGUGAACUGCUUUCCUGAGAACAAACAUGAAAUGUUUUGUAAAACCGGAAGUAAGGUGUCCGCUCCAAACUCAUAUUCUUACCACCAGCCAAUUAGACAAGACGAGACUUCGUCAGCCGAUGCAACAGUGCCUCAGACAGCCAAGAAAGUAAGUGACAGUGUUGUGGGGAGUCGUAAACGUAAAGCCCCCAAACAGAACAUCACACGCCUAGAACCUGGCUCCAAUAAAAAAGACACGUCCGUAGUGGAGAUGACGGUGUUGAGUCAUAUGGGGCUAGCGACACUGGCCGACGUGGCGACCACUCAUCAACGCAGACUGUGGACCAAUCAGUAUUGAGUAUCUUAGUGUAGUUUAGUCUCUGCUGCUGGUACUGACAGAAAUAUUAUAUUAGUACAAAUCAGUCAAAACUAUUGAUUAUUUUAGUUUUGUGAUUAUAUCAAGCCGUACUUACAUUAGUGUGUUCACGAUUAAAUCAGGCUUAAAAGCGAGUUGGAAUUGAAAGUAAAGUAAUUUUUGUUAUGUUAUUUAAUAGCUACAUAGAGCAUAUAUGUAGAUGAAUCAAUAGAUUGAAUACAGUUUAUAGAGUUAAAUACCGAUUAAUUAUCCUAUUAGCGUAAUAUUGUAAUUAAUUGUGAAUUAUUGUCUACUCAUGAAUUCAGUAAAAUUAUUUUUUCUUACUCAUAAAUGUGAACAAUUGAGUUAACGAAAUAAUUGUGGUUUUGUUUCCGUGUGUAAAAAUGGGGUUAUUAAAUAUUGGUUCUGUUUUAUUUUUAAAGUAUAUUAUGUUAUACUUAAUGUCAAACUCCAGCUAAAAGCAAUUUUAUAUCAGAUCAUUUGUUAAGUUCCUUGAAAAGUUUGUAUAUUAUGUGUUUGAAAUUAAGUAUUCGUAUAUUAAUGAUUCAAAUAGUGCUUCACAGCAAAUACAGUCUGAUUUUUUGUUUUACUCGAGUGUUGUUGAUUUUAUAUUAUUAAUGUUAUAAUUGUUCUACCAUGUUAAACUUUUGAUUUUAUCGUUUACUUUUGUCAAUAUUUUUCACUAGAUGAUAAAUAAUCUCUCAAUUACUAUUGGGUUUAUGUUUUGUCAUAUUUUGUUCAAUCUCGAUUAACAAACGUUACCAAAAGUGGUGCUUAGUUUGACAAGUUUGCGUUAAUUGUUUUUGUUUGUAAUUUUUUUGAAUUAUAUUGUUCAGUUAUUGUUAAAAUAUAUAUAAAAUAUAGUAAAAAUACUGUUAUUGUACGACUGAUUUAGCAUAUCGGUGAUACCAGUUUCUAUCAUUAAAUAAAUAUUAUAUAACGUUAAAAAUAACACACUAGUUUGCUUAAAGGUUUUAUAACGCACUAUAGAUGUAUUUUUAUACAGACGAUCAAUGCCUAAUACUUGUAAGGUAGGCUAGUCACGGAUUUGAUCUAGUAGGCCUAGUGUAACACUAUGUGAUCUGUAACAAGAGAUAAUAAAUAGAAUAGGAAAGGUUUGUUGGUAAUCUUUUGUAUAUUUUUGGAAAGGUUAUUCAUGAUGGCUGUGAGAGUUAUACAAAGUUUGUGACUUAGUGAAGACGGAGUUUAUUUUCGAAGUGGUUUCACGCUGGUGUAACUUGUAAUGAAGGGGUUGUGGUGCCUUAAAAAUACUUCAAACAUUUUCCAUCUUUUUACUUUUUACUGUUUGGCCUGCGCAAUUUUACUUUGAGAAAGUUUGCUGACUCUUUACUGACCAAUUUGUAUUCCUAAAUUAUUGCCUCUUAAACUAUUAAUGGAUCUUUUAAUCCUGACAGCUUUACAAACCUCACAGAGAAGCACAGAAAUGUAAGGUGCAGAGAAAACAUGAAUAUUAGAAUACCGCCCGCUUAAAGCUCUAUGUUGUGCCGGAAAUAUACUUUUGACGAGCAAGGAAGAGCCAGAGCAGCAAGCACUCUGGCACUCUGGGGAAAUUCCUAUCGCACAGGUCACAGGGUCUUCCCCCCCUUGAGUGUUGAAGUACACGAGGAUGAGAGGUCUUAGCCCUAGUGACUAGUGAUAGACACAACCUAAGUGUAACAUUGAAUGUUUCCUCUGAACCUUACUUCUCUGUGCUGACCAUCACUUGCCCAGCCUUCUAUCAUACCUCCUAACCCAAUGAGUAUGGUCCUUGACUAUGGAUAGAGCUAGACAUUUCAUUCCCUCGUUUAAGUUGUUGUCAGUUUUAGAAUAAAAAUGAACUUAACACUGUCAGGUUCUAAAGAAUUGAUUUUUGUCAAAGGUGCUGAAUCAAUCUCAUAGCAUAUGACCAAAUAACUAAGGGAGGAAAUAGAAUUAUGUGAGUGGCUCAUUGAACUGUUCUAGAAUAAAAAGUUAACUACGACUGGUCCUUAUAGACGGGAUGUCUACUUCAAUAUUCAGAAGUCAAAUAUGGUAUACCCACCAUCCAGCCUCUCCGUUUAGGCUUUUCCAGGAUCGGACGGUAGAUAUUAAUCUCUAAUUUCUAUGAUCUUAUAACAUCUUACUGCAGGUUUGCUGUGGCGGGGUAUUAUAAUACACAAUUCUGUCACCCAUUUAAUUGAAUUUAAUUCGGUUAAUUGAACCAGGAAUUGUUGCUUUUUCCAUGAUAGAAUCAAGAUCUGAGAUUUGUAUUUAGGAUGAGUAUCUGUAGCAGUACUUUUGUUUGUAUCAAGUUUUAUUAACUAAAUACAAUUUUUACGCAAAUUAGAACAUAAUCAAAAUCUUACUUUCAUUUAAAACUUUAGUUGUAGUUACAAUGACAAUGCUACUAUUGUACUAUUAAUUCAAAUCAAGAUGUUGUAUUUUAAUUUCUUUUACAAGAAAAAAUUUGGAAAUUAAUACAUCCAAAUAUAUGUAUGGUCGAUAAAAAAAUAAAACUUACUAAUACCUAUUAAUAAAACGUGCCUUACAACUUUCUGAUAAUACAUAAAUAAUAAUGAUGAUGACAUCUCCGUUGAACUUAUGUAACGAAAACUAAUAUUUGGUUGUCUAAUAAUGUUGAUAAUGAUAUGUCGUCCCAAAAUUCACUAUUCAAAAUAAAAUGUUAUAAAGGCUUAAACGAGUGUGUUACUUAAAAUCUAUUUUUGGAAUAAUUAUAAAAAUAUAUAUCUUGGUGAGAUUUCCUCUCCCCGCCUUUUUCAUCUUUUUCCCAUAGACUUCAAACGUAUUCGUCAUGAAUAAAAUUGAUUCUUGGAAAUAGGAAAUUUCACUUCAAGCAGAAAACCUACUCUUGUAUAUCAAUUAAAUAGGCCUAUCAUAAAAAAUAUAAAAUCAUGUGAACUAGGAAAUAAAAAAGUUGAAAACUGCCUAACCUACACUUAUUUUAGAACUACUUUUCUUUUCUUUUUAUACCACUAACUUGUUACUUAGUUGCUGAAGUUAUUCACCAAGUUAUUCAUGUGGCCGCUUUACUACUCAAUAUGUAUAAAAAUACAUUUAAUCUGAAAAUAAAUUUUAGAGGUUUGAUGUAAGGUUGUGCUUUUGUGAAGAUUUUGUUAUGAUACGUAAAUUUUUGGAGGUAGAAAGAUAAAUAAAAUACCUCACUCAUAUCUCUGUUUGACUUUUUAAACAGAUCAAAGUCAUUAACUUCAGCAGACAUUGCUGUAGUAUACCAAGAUAUUUGGGCUUCUAUCCAAAUAUCUCAUUUAGCACAUUUACCAAUUCCAAAGUUUAAUGUUGUUGUAAAUACUAUUUUAUUCUAAUCAAAAAGUUAUCGCUGAGGAAAAAGUUUAAGUUGAGUUACCGAGGCUUCGUAUUUUCACUGGCUUAAGAGUUUUAAUUGUUGGUUUUGUAUAUAUUUUUUGUGUCAUUUUAGCUAUGUGGUUUAUUGACUGUUUGUAUUUAAUAGAUUUUUCUGUGGUCCUGGCUAGGAUAUAAGUGGUGGAGUUUGUUCAAGCAUUGGGUAGAUAAAUUUUACAACAGUGCAACUCAUAAUUUGAACACGGUUUUGAUUUGACUUUUAAAGCAGUUCAUAAGUCAUACAAAAAACAAAAAAAUCUUCUGAAUAAAGACAUUCUGAAUGUUCACUUACAUUCAGUUCAUUCAUUCAGAAGUUUUAGGAUUCUGAAGCUAAUGGCACAAUAUUCAUCCAAAUUAGAAUUAAUCGUUUUAAAAUAACACUCUGUGACUGGCUAAUUGUCGAUGUAAAUCGCCGAUCGUUAGUGGUGUGCCGAUGUGUGUGUGCUAAAGAGGCACUUUAUUGAAAUUUUGGCAAAAAAGAUAAAGUCUGGAAUUGGUGGUAAAUAUUACUGUAAUGCAGAUCUUUUUGCCUCUCGCGUAUUUAUUGUUCAAUAAAAGACUCCCCAUUACACAACAAACCAACUAUCCACAUAUUCACUCACUUGUAUCGUAACCGAGGGCUUGAGUUGCAUGAUUGUUGGUAAAGAUGUUAUUGACAAGACAUGUCUGUGUUUCUUCCUAUCAAAUCUGUUACUCUUGAUAUUGGAUUGGUGUAUUAGCUGUUUUGGCUAUGUGCUGUUCACCAGUUUCCUUGGUAUCUUGUGUGAUUCGUCAUUAUCGAAGGAUCUGGUUGUUUAAUAGUAGAACAUGUACUAAUAAGGUUAAGGAUAAAGUUAUUCCAGUAAAUUUAUCAUCUAGUGUUACUAUGUCUAGGCCUAGCUAACAUAUUUGUAGGCAGGAUUUGCACAAACAAUUCUAUGAUUUUUGGUAAUUAGGACAAAGUGUGCCUGGAUGCAGACUAACUUUUAUACUUUUGUAAGCAAAAAAAAGGUCUUUAACUGUCAAAUUUUCAUAAAUUCUGCAUAUUUUAUAUUAAUAAGUAUAUGUAUUGUUUGGAGUAAUAAUCAUUUUAGCAAUAGUUUGAUAGGUGCAAUAUCAAAUUAUUUGUCUAUUUUUCAACUUGCUUUUGCUUCAUUUUUUUCCUUAAAUCAAAGAUAAUGUAAAUUUAUGUUUUUUUUUAAUUUACUUGAUUAGCUAGUUUUUUCCUCUUUGUUGGUGGCUUUGUCUUUCUAGAGACGCUAUCCAUAUACAUUUUCCUAUUGAUCUUCAAUGUUAUUUGUACCAGCACCAAAUAUAUUUAUUAUUAUUUUGUUUAAGUAUAAUGUUGUAUUUUCAAUAAAUAAGUUGUUUGGA
Macrosteles quadrilineatus (aster leafhopper) is the source of this 7564-nucleotide messenger RNA. RefSeq lists its product as uncharacterized. The transcript is spliced from 10 exons. NCBI's taxonomy places the organism in Eukaryota, Metazoa, Arthropoda, Insecta, Hemiptera, Cicadellidae. Gene Ontology annotation, biological process: regulation of transcription by RNA polymerase II. The record is from RefSeq and is a predicted model, not a curated record. Gene Ontology annotation, molecular function: RNA polymerase II transcription regulatory region sequence-specific DNA binding; DNA-binding transcription factor activity, RNA polymerase II-specific. Bases 353 to 2836 code for a protein of 827 amino acids. Gene Ontology annotation, cellular component: nucleus.